UAAUGUUGUAUUAUUACUAUUAUUUUCUUCCUCCCAGUAAUGAUUAAAGAACCCAGCAGCCCCCUUUAGCCAAAGGCAUCCACAUGUGCUCAUUCAUCCAACUCAAGGAAACAGCACUUAUUGCAUGACCAGCCUGGUUACUCAGGUGAAGAGCUUGUUUGCUGCUUACAGUACUUGUGAGCUAUGGGAACAAUGAACUCAAUGCACGGAGGUGUUGUGGCCAUUCAGGGCUCUCUGACUGUCCUUUGUGCAAUUCGGUCACUUCUUUUAUCAUGGAAUUUCCCAGCUCUAAGGGCCUGUCUGAACAAGUCUUCUGCAAACCCAUCGAUGGAUGCAUUCCUCAGAGCACAACCAGCCCUGGGAGAGCUCAGAUUGCUUGGCUGCAUCACCUGCAACCCAAUGAAGAACCUGCUCAAACACAGCUCUUUUCACCUUGUCAUUCUGUUUGAAAGCUUUCUGAUACCCGGUGUUGGUGGUACAAAUUCAUGAACAAAACAUGAACAUUGAUAACUACAAUAAAUCCAGUCAUGGAUCACAGAAUCACUAGGGUUGGAAAAGACCUCCAAGAUCAGGCAGCCCAACCACCCACACAUCACCAAUAGCUCCCACCAACCCACAUCCCUCAGCACAGCAUCCAAACUAAACCCAAACCAGAACAUCUCCAGGGUUGGUGACUCCACCACCUCCCUGUGUGCACCAACCUUCAUAGGGAAAGGAGCAUUGCAGCACAAAACCCAGUAACAGCAGUGAAAUGAGUUUGUGACAACUUAUUCCAUUUACUCACCUCAGUACUGAACUGGUGUUUAUCCAUCAGGCUGAUGGAAGUGAAAAUCCAUUAAACAAACCUGAUACUGGGAUAUAAACCACCUAGAGUGGGAGUAUCCUGGAGCCCCACAUGCUGAUCUACUAAUGGAGCACACCUGAAUGCCAUUACAGCCCUCAGGGCCACCUGUAUAUAAAGGCUGAGCAAGCUGCAGUGGUGUGAUGGUGAAGGCAGUGUUGGGUGUUUUUGGGAGGAGGUUUCCUAUGAUUUUUCUUCUCUUUUAAUUAAAAAAAGAAAAAUAGCAAGUAAAAGCUUUAUAGGUUUUUGUAGCACUAAAACUGUUUCUUCUGUGGUUUCUGGAGCUAUUCAUGAGCUAUACCUCAGGUUCUCAACAACUUUGGUCUGAGAAGUUAAAGCACUUGGAUUUAAGAUGAAGGAUGAAAUUGCUGCUACGGUCUUCUUCAUCACAAGGCUGAUAAAAAGGGAAGACAAGUUGAGCAAGCACAAAGUAGAGAGAUUUGCAGCUAAGCUGACAACGUUGCUGUUUGAGAAGUACAAGAAUCACUGGUACCUGGACAACCCAUCCCGAGGACAGGCCUUCAGGUGUAUAAGGAUAAACAAGCAUCAGGCAAGAGAUCCACUGCUGGAACAAGCUUGUGUGGAGAGUAAUGUGGACUUCAACAAGCUUGGGUUGCCAAAAGAGAUGACGCUGUGGGUUGACCCCUUUGAAGUGUGUUGCAGGUAUGGAGAGAAGAACCGGCCGUUCACGGUUGCUCACUUUGAAGGAGAGGAGAACCCAGAGCUUUCGCAGCAGAUCAACUAUGCUGUUGACAGAGCAGCUCUAGAUUAUCCUUCUGGCACCUCUUCGGAUGAGGAGAGCUUCAGCAGGGAACCGAAAGCUAUCCCUACUGUCAGCAAUCCUAACAGUGUCUAUCAGUUUGACUACUGCAAGACACCCGUACAGUCCUGGUCCCAGUAUCUUCAUAGGAAGACACACAUGAGUGGCUCAUCCUAUGCCCAGCACAGGGCUUACAAAGCCUUCAGGCCAACUGUUGCUUUCACAGGACCACGUGUUGAUAGAUACCAUUGGAUCAAUACCAAGCGGUAGAUCCAUGGCUGUCCCUGCUCCGACAGCCUCUAACACUGAGCUGUGCUGUGGGAUGAAGGUGCUACAGAGCUUCAUGAAAAGAGAGCUUUACUUACUGUCUGUUCCUUAUCCUCUCACUCUGUACUAUUGAAACUUUGGGCUUUUAAAUAACAUUUUAAUAUUUUAACAAUGUUAACAAGACUGAAAAUUAACGUGAGAUGCUUUUUGUAAACUAAAGAGGAAAUGCAUAUAUAUCAAUAAAUAUAAUCAUGUUUUCUUUUUAAAA
Molecule: messenger RNA, 2136 nt
Organism: Coturnix japonica (Japanese quail)
Lineage: Eukaryota; Metazoa; Chordata; Aves; Galliformes; Phasianidae
Gene: BTG4
Product: BTG anti-proliferation factor 4
Cellular component (GO): nucleus; cytoplasm
Source: RefSeq, a predicted model, not a curated record